This is a messenger RNA of Bipolaris oryzae ATCC 44560, 1554 nucleotides long. RefSeq lists its product as uncharacterized. Bases 1 to 1554 code for a protein of 517 amino acids. Lineage: Eukaryota; Fungi; Ascomycota; Dothideomycetes; Pleosporales; Pleosporaceae. The record is from RefSeq and is a predicted model, not a curated record. Gene Ontology annotation, molecular function: acid phosphatase activity. The transcript is spliced from 4 exons.
AUGGAUGUGUAUCCGCCUUCUGGGACUCAGGCUGAUCCGUCGCUUUUUCCGCCAGAGGAGGUGGUUGGGUUUCCUGGACCGACGCCGACUGGAGUUGAGCCUAAUGCUAUCGAGACUGCGCCGUCUUAUCCGUAUAAUGACCAGGCUGCGUUUUCAUGGCCGCUGGUCAAGCCCCAGCCGCAUGGAAGCGGGUCUCAGUCUCCUGACUUUGACAUUGCAAAGUAUUGGGGCAAUCUCAGUCCAUGGUAUUCUGUUCGCAGCGCCGAUUAUGGGUUGCCAGAUGCUAGUCCUCUGAUUCCUGAGGGAUGCGAUGUUACGCAAAUGCAUCUGCUGUACCGUCAUGGAGCCAGGUAUCCCACCAGCGACGCCGCGCCAGCAAAAUUCGCCUCGAAACUCUCCAAUGCCACUAAAACCGGACUUUCAUUCUCUGGAGAACUCACCUUCUUGAGCAAUUGGAGGUACAAGCUAGGUGCUGAACUACUUACACCAUUCGGUCGCAGCCAAAACUUCAUGCUAGGAGUCGAGUACCGCCAGCUGUACGGCCACCUCCUCAACAACUUCACCCAAUCCGGAAAGAUACCAGUGUUCCGAACCCAAAGUCAAGACCGCAUGGUUCACACAGCCGAAAACUUCGCCGCGGGCUUCUUCGGUGUCCCUGAAUACCUCAACCAAGUCAACAUCGAAAUCCUCGUCGAAACCCGCGGCCUCAACAACUCCGGCGCCCCCUACGAAAUCUGCAACAACUCCAACAUCGCCUCUCGUGGCAGCAUCGGCAGCACCGUCGCCCUUGAAUUCGCUACCAACGCCUUUAACGCCACGCUCGCGCGCCUCCAAUCCCAAGCCCACGGCAUUACCUUGACUCCAUCCGACGCAAUCUCCAUGCUCCAACUCUGCUCCUACGAAACCCACGCCUUGGGCUCCUCCCCCUUCUGCGCCCUAUUCAGCGAACAAGACUUCAUAAACUACGAAUACUACUUCGACCUCUCCUUCUACUACAACAACGGGCCCGGCUCCCCCGUCUCCGCUGCACAGGGAAAGGGUUAUCUCGAUGAAUACAUUGCGCGCUUCACUCAUACCUUCCCUUCGCCGAACUCAGCACUGAACGAAACGUUUGAUAAUACGUCGACUUAUUUCCCGCUGGACCAGAGUAUCUAUGCGGAUGCGACGCAUGAAGUUGUGGUGCUAGAUGUGCUUACCGCGUUUAACCUGACUGCGUUGUUUAAAGGGGAACCGUUAAGUAAGAAGGGGAAUGAGGGCAGUAAUACGUUUGUUGCGAGUAAACUAGUGCCGUUUGCGACGCAUUUUACUACGCAGGUGCUUGAGUGUAAGGGGAGGACGCCGGGGAAGCAGGUUAGGUUUGUUGUGAAUGACGCUGUUGUCCCAAUCCAUGAGUCCCAUCCUGGAUGUCCCAAGGACGUGGAUGGACUUUGCUCCUUCGACAAUGUGGUCGAGGUGCUCAAGAAGAGGAGUGCAGAGAUUGAUUUCGAGUAUGAUUGUUUUGGGAAUUAUACUGCUGUGCCUGGGGUGAAUUACAACGGGCGAGCACCGAGAUAG